AAAUUUCAAUGAAUGAAGGUUUCACAUUGAGAAAUGCUUCGGAAAGUAUUGGCUGUGAGCUUUAUCACAGCUGCAGUCACAACCGCCCAUAUCAAAUCCAAUUAUCUGGAGAAUUCUUCGAGGGAUCUCAUAGCAAGUGCCUUGGGACUCAUCGAAGAAUUUCAAAAUAGUGAUAACAAUUAUGAAUCACGUUCGAUUCACAAGAGGAAGAAUGAGGGUACGGGGGUUCAAGGCAGAAGCUACUACGGAGGCACGAGUCCUGCAUUCUAUCCAGCAUUCGACCCAAUCAGUAUUCUGGCAUCUCUAGCCUUUCUUGCUUUUCUAUUGCAAUCGUUUGCUGCACUUUUCGACAGAUCGAGAUCCAUCAUUCCGGCUGUGAUAAGCAGCAGAGAUUCAUCAGCGGAGGAUGAAUCUCCCGAUCCUAUUGAAUUAAUCCUACGUGCACUAGAGGAAUACGACGUCUCAAACGACAUCAAUACCGACACCGAAAGAACCGUCGCGAAAAUCACCAAAUGAAUCGAUAUGCAUUGAUUUCACCUUGAUAAUAAAAUACUGAAAUUGUUUUGUCAAUAAAUUUAAUUCUCUACAA
This is a messenger RNA of Diachasmimorpha longicaudata, 589 nucleotides long. RefSeq lists its product as uncharacterized. The record is from RefSeq and is a predicted model, not a curated record. The transcript is spliced from 3 exons. Lineage: Eukaryota; Metazoa; Arthropoda; Insecta; Hymenoptera; Braconidae. The coding region runs from base 34 to 516 and encodes 160 amino acids.